Molecule: messenger RNA, 798 nt
Organism: Coccidioides posadasii C735 delta SOWgp
Lineage: Eukaryota; Fungi; Ascomycota; Eurotiomycetes; Onygenales; Onygenaceae
Source: RefSeq, a predicted model, not a curated record
AUGGCAGCUCCCCGUUCUACAUCGCUGCGUGCUCUGCGCCUCCUUUCCCAACAAAAUUCCUCAGCUCCAGCUUCUACUCUGGCCUCAAUGGCCCCGUUCCGCCGCUUUCUGCACAUUACCGGAGCCUAUUCCGCUCAACCAGCCUCUGGACCUGAUGUCACGUCAAUCUACCGUGCAAGAAGCGUUGCAGACCUGAGAGCUGAGUGCGAGAGGAGGAAUCUCCGGGCCGGGGGGAGUAAGGCUGAGCUUGUGGAUCGCCUUGCAAAUCAUGAUUUCCUCCAAACAAGGGCAUUCAGCAUCGCGAUGAAGCGGAUCGAUGGCCCUGCGUUUGGACGAAGCUCUGAACGACAAUUCAACACAUCCCGUGGCAGCAAGGCUGUCAACGAUUCAUCUCCUGUUGACUUUGUCUUCAUGCCCAGAAACCUCGAAGCCGAAACGGCCGCCACCUCUGGUUUUCCUCGUAUGCCGGUUCCUCCAGAUGCGUAUGCCCACUUCGAAGCAGCGGGCGCCAGCGGCACCUUGCCCAUGAAGCCUCAGAUCUAUAGCAUUGGUGGCGCUUCAUCAGACGGCAGUGAACCAAGCCCAAUGGCUGAGGUGGUGGACAACUAUGCACUCGAGAUCAACCCGUACAAUCUCACAGAGACCGUUAAUAGGUCAAGGCUAGCCGCAUCCUCACUGGAUGCGGCUAAGAGUCAAGAAAGCGCAAUAGGAGUAAAGGGGAUGAUAAAAGGGUUAUGGAAUGCGAUGUUGGACGAUGCCCUUGGCCCCAAACAAAAUUCGAAUACCCAGUCAAGAUGA